GCUGCAUUUUUCUUUUCCUCUUGCAUUCCCUCGCCCGACUCUGCAUUCUUCCAUCGCACGCCCUCGACGCGUAUCCAGAGAUCGAUCGCCGGAUCUUUCGACGACGUCAACCCACAACCUUCCCGUCCUUCAACCGCUAUAUUCUCAUACUCUCCAACUCUCCGCCACGCUGCCAGCAAUUCAUCUCCCACAUCAUCGCACAUCUUCCGCCCGCCCGCGAUCCAGUCUCUCCGACAUCCCUCACCUAUCGACGCGCGUGUCACCCGCUUCAUCCGCCACAGCUCGUCGCAACAUCGACGCGCCCGCCGCACCUCUGUUUACGACGCGCUCUGCCAUGGCCCCGCCGCGCAAGCGCCCAAGACUCGAUAUCGAGAGAAACUACUUUUCUGAACAGUCGCUAAUGUGGAACCAGGUCGUGACCGGACUCGCGACCCUGCAGGAUGCUAUCCAGACUCUCUCGUCGGCUUACAUCAAGCACACGAAUGCGGUUCUCGGCGAGCACGGCGCAGGUCUCGACGUAGAGUCGGCGCUCUCCAGGAUCGGCGAGAACCUGCUCGACGGCCCGCUCGGCGGGUUGCAACGCGCUUCCAGCCCUGCCAAGUCGGUCGUGGGCGAGGAGAAGAAGGAGCGCAAGAAGAGACAGCAUGAUCCCAAUGCUCCAAAACGCCCGCUCACCCCCUUCUUCCUCUACAUGCAGACUGCGCGCCCAAUCAUCGCCCAAGAUCUGGGCUCGGAUUAUGCCAAGGGAGCUGUCAGUGCUGAGGGCACCAGGAGAUGGACUACUAUGGCCCCCGAGGACAAGCAACUGUGGACCAACGCCUACAAAGAUAACCUCCGUCUGUAUAACGCACGCGUGCACGCCUACAAGGUCCACCACAACCCCAACGCCAAAGACAUGACGGACCAGGAAGCCCUCAACUGGGCCGAAGAGCAUAACAUUGGCUCAGAACCCACGGCUGACGCGCAACUCGUUGGUGAAGCUACCGCGGGUGCGCUCAUAGACGAAGACGCCGAGGGCGAGGCCGAGAAAGAGCCAGAGCCAGAGCCAACCCCCUCUCCCAAGACUCCCAAGCCCAGCAAGUCCCGCAGGAGCAAGGGCAACAAGGAAACCCCCGUAGCUUCAGAGCCCAUCGUCCCUAGCUCCACCUCGAGCAUCGUCCCUCCCAAGCCCGCGCCCGAGAAGGAGAAGAGCCCCGAGAAGAAGCGCAAGCGAGGCAGCAAGAAGGUCGACGAGCCCGAGCCCGAGCCCGAGCCUGAGAAGGAGGAGCUCGCGGUCGAGACACCCAAGACCGCUUCCAAGCCCCGGAAGAAGAGAUCCAAGGCCGACUAGUCUCCCAUUCUAGACUUGGACCUGGGAUCAAUGCGGCUUAAGGAAGGUUGGGCUGUGCUGGGACGUGCUCGCUGUGUGGUAAU
Molecule: messenger RNA, 1413 nt
Organism: Amorphotheca resinae ATCC 22711
Lineage: Eukaryota; Fungi; Ascomycota; Leotiomycetes; Helotiales; Amorphothecaceae
Exons: 2
Coding region: 335-1330 (331 amino acids)
Source: RefSeq, a predicted model, not a curated record